Messenger RNA from Rubroshorea leprosula, 1073 nucleotides. NCBI's taxonomy places the organism in Eukaryota, Viridiplantae, Streptophyta, Magnoliopsida, Malvales, Dipterocarpaceae. The record is from the annotation of a GenBank genome assembly.
GCCUGGGGAGGGACAUGAUCAAGCCGAUGGUUACGCCUCUGAGGAUUUUGUUCCGGGGUCGUCUUCUGGCCGGGAGAGAAAGAAAGGUACUCCCUGGACGGAAGAGGAACAUAGGAUGUUCUUACUUGGUCUACAGAAGCUUGGCAAAGGUGAUUGGCGUGGAAUCUCACGCAAUUAUGUUAUAUCAAGGACUCCUACUCAAGUGGCCAGCCAUGCUCAAAAAUAUUUCAUUAGGCAAUCCAAUGUUUCUCGGAGAAAAAGACGUUCAAGUCUGUUUGAUAUUGUUCCAGAUGAAUUAGUUGACACUCCAAUGACUUCAGAAGACUUGUUCGCUGUGAACCCUCCUCAGGCUGAAACACUCAUCAACAGUGAUCAUUUGCCUGCCCCUCCACCUUUGGCGGAAGAAAAUGAAUCAAUGGAGUCUACCAACUCUAAUGAUGGUGAACCAGCUCCUCCAAAUUCAGAAAGCUCACAGUACCCACUGGUGUAUCCUGCCUAUUUCUCACCAUUCAUUCCAUUUUCAUAUCCAUUUUGGCCGGGGUACAGCACAGAGCCAACUACAAAAGAGACGCAUGAAGUCCUAAAGCCAACAGCAGUACAUUCAAAGAGCCCAAUCAAUGUUGACGAGCUCGUUGGCAUGUCAAAACUAAGUCUGGGAGAGUCCAUUGGUGAUUCUGGCCCAUCCUCUCUUUCACUGAAGCUUCUUCAAGGGUCAUCUAGACAGUCAGCUUUCCAUGCAAAUCCUGCAUCAAGCAGUUCAAGCAUGAAUGCAAGCAGCAGCGCCAUCCAUGCAGUUUAGUAGGGGCAGCUCUUCUUGAGCAUAGGUUAGCACAGGGUUUGUUAUGUCUACAUGUUGUUGUUAAUAGAAGACUAAUAAUGUGCAGUUUGCUGGGUUAUUUUCAUAUAUCUUACCUGCGAUAAACUGAAUAAGGUUGUUUUCCGCUUUCAACUCUAUUUCAGAUCUUAGCUUGUUAGGUACUAGCUUCUUGUGAGAAAUUAUUUGAAUCUUUGACUGUUUGUGUUCAUGGUCAAUCAUAUUAUUGUUAUGGUCUUCAUAAAUUGCAUCUUCCUUC